AUGACAAUGUCCUCUCAAGAGCUGUUCUUUGCUUCUGCUCGUAAAUGUUUGUCUGUUGGGAAAAAAUCCCUCUCUUUACCUCUUAGUUUGGACCUGGCUGCUCAGGUUUUGGCCAUUGACUUGGGCUUGAAACCAGCAUUGCUAUACGACAGUAAUGGUGCCAGCGCAACCCAAGUACAACAGUAUUUGAACUCACUGCAGUCCGCUCAGCUUGUUUCAGAGUCUCUCCACACUUUAGUUAUAAGUGGCAAUGCUCUCAUUAUUAAUCGAGCGAUUGUAAUGACCAACUUAGAGCAGAUGCUUCUUGGAAGCAAUGUGGGGGUGAUCAAUGUCUGCCACACACUGGAAAAACCUAUCAUCGCCGACCUGCUGAAUAAAGAUUUAAGAAGCAUGACACAAGAUUUACUGGUUAUUUUAAGAGAACAUGUAGAACUGCAAGAGACGGAGAAGCCUCUUUAUAUCGGGGACAAAUCUGAGCCGUGGAACUUGUGCACCCUCUUUGGGAUUUUGUUGGGAUACCCGGUCACCUACUGGUUUGAUCAGAACAAGAGCUUUGAGAACUGCCUUGCAAUGACACCGCUGAUGGUUACUAAAGCUUGGGCAACGUGGCAAGCGGACGCUGAAGGACACAGAUGUUGUCUUUACUCCUUUAGUAUCCCAGCUAGUCUGCAUAAAGACACUCAGUCUACUGUGGCAUAUUGGGACAAUCGACUUAAAGAGAGAUUUCACAGACAAACUGUCUUAAGUAAUCUCACUGUUUGCCAAUCAGUGGUCACUUUGCCCUCAGUCUGUUUGUGACUUGUCAACAUCAUCUUCAAUGAAU
Lampris incognitus (smalleye Pacific opah) is the source of this 823-nucleotide messenger RNA. RefSeq names its product chromosome 2 C1orf74 homolog (gene c2h1orf74). Lineage: Eukaryota; Metazoa; Chordata; Actinopteri; Lampriformes; Lampridae. The transcript has a single exon. The coding region runs from base 1 to 798 and encodes 265 amino acids. The record is from RefSeq and is a predicted model, not a curated record.